Molecule: messenger RNA, 1566 nt
Organism: Panonychus citri (citrus red mite)
Lineage: Eukaryota; Metazoa; Arthropoda; Arachnida; Trombidiformes; Tetranychidae
Product: voltage-dependent anion-selective channel protein 2-like
Exons: 2
Coding region: 388-1239 (283 amino acids)
Biological process (GO): monoatomic anion transmembrane transport
Cellular component (GO): mitochondrial outer membrane
Molecular function (GO): voltage-gated monoatomic anion channel activity
Source: RefSeq, a predicted model, not a curated record
AGAAAACAUUUUUUUCAUCAAAAUUUAAUUAGCAAAAGUGAAUUUUAUGAUUUAAUUAACCUUUUAGAUUUGUUGGAAUUUAAUUGUUAUUAAUUUUGGAAAGCUGAAGAGCUAUUACAGCUGUUUGAGCUGAGAAAUUCAGUUGACAUUUUCAGCUGAAGUUCAUUCAAAGUUCAACUGAUGAGCUUCACCUUCACCACAUCAUCUGUUGUUAACGGAUUUUAAUUGUAUCUUUAAUUGUUUCACCUUUUAAUUAGUUUACUUGCAACAGAAUUUUAAUUAUAUUGACCUUGUGUGUAUUUUCAGUGAUAACUUUAUUCAUAUUUAACUUUUAUUUGUCUGUUUAAGGUUCAAGGUGUUUCAAAGACAAAGAUCACAUUGGUUACCAUGACCCCACCAGCUUAUCAUGAAUUUGGAAAUCAGGCCAAAGAUAUUUUCAACAAACAUUAUCAUCUUGGGCUAGUUAAGCUCGAUGUUAAGACUAAAACACCUUCAGGAUUGGCUUUCAAUGUUUCUGGAUCAUCAAACAACGAAACAAACAAGGUGUUGGCAAAUGUUGAAGCCAAUUAUACCCAUGAUAGAUAUGGACUUACCAUGAAAGAGAAAUGGGAUUGUGACAAUAAUCUUAGUGCUGAAAUCUCCCAUCGAGAUAAGUUGAUCAAAGGUCUAACUCUUGGUGGCAGAAAUUCAGUAACCCUUGACACUAAAGCACAUAAAGGAAGCAUUUUUGUCAAAUGUCAAGGAGAUUUGAUCAACCUUGCAAGUGAUGUUGAAUUUACUCCUUCGGGAACAAUGGUUAAUGGAUCAGCUGUCAUUGGAGCAAAAGAAUUUCUUUUCGGCUCUCAAGUCUCAUACGAUCCAAGCCAGAAAAAACUGGUUAAAACAAAUUUUUCAAUUGGCUAUAAUACUAUUGAUUAUGCUGUUCAUGGAAGUUUGAAUGAAAAAAAUGAUUUCAAUGGAUCAAUUUACCAUAAAGUCAAUGAAUCACUCGAAAGUGCUGUUUCUGUUGGUUGGUCGGCUGAUAAUGCAUCAACUAAAUUGGCUCUUGGAUGUGUCUACAAAUUAGAUAACACUUCAUCAUUACGAGCAAAAAUUAAUAACAACAGUAAUCUGAGUCUUGGUUUGUCACACAAACUUCGUCCUGGUAUCUUGGUUACAAUGUCAUCCAUGUUUGACCUGAAAAAUUUACAUGGAGGUGGACACAAAAUAGGAUUGGGAAUCGAGUUGAAUGCCACUUAAAGAUCUAAAAUUUUAACGAAAGUGCUUUCACAUUAUUCCUUUUAUUUAGAUGACCAAUUAUUCCCGAUGAAAUAUUUCUUAAGUUUUGAGUAAUUCCAAUUCCAGUCUCACCAUUAAUUCACCUGAAUUAAUAGUAACUUUUUUCUUCUUCUUCUUAGUUUUCAAACUCAGUAUUAAUGUUAACAUGCAUUCCAAAUAAGUAAGUUUCACCAAAGACUAAAAUAGAUUUCAAAUUAUUGGAGAAAAAAUAACAAUCUCAAUAAUUAGAUAAUCUUUUGAAUCUCAUUCUAUUCAAUAAAAUUAUUUGAAAUUAUUAAAUUAACCAAA